Pipistrellus kuhlii (Kuhl's pipistrelle) is the source of this 1879-nucleotide messenger RNA. It is a transcript of the gene BARHL1, whose product is annotated as BarH like homeobox 1. Gene Ontology annotation, molecular function: RNA polymerase II transcription regulatory region sequence-specific DNA binding; DNA-binding transcription factor activity, RNA polymerase II-specific. The coding region runs from base 447 to 1436 and encodes 329 amino acids. The transcript has 3 exons. Gene Ontology annotation, biological process: regulation of transcription by RNA polymerase II. NCBI's taxonomy places the organism in Eukaryota, Metazoa, Chordata, Mammalia, Chiroptera, Vespertilionidae. The record is from RefSeq and is a predicted model, not a curated record. Gene Ontology annotation, cellular component: nucleus.
GCGGCCCCCGGCGGUGCGGGCCCGCCGCCUGCGGCCACGUCGCCCGGAGGAAGCGCGCGGCGUGGAUUUCCAAACGCCGUUCUCUCUAGAUUCCAACACCCUCGGGCCUCUCCUGCGCCAGAGGAGCGCCCGGGCCGUCCGUCUCCCCCUUUGCGCUCCCCAACUUGGCGCGCCCUCCCUCCCGUCCCUCCCUGACACUCCCACCACCCCCCCUCGGCUGGCGGCGAGGCGCGAUGCCGCAGAAGACGCGCUGAGCCCUCUCGGAUCUAAUGCGCAGAGGAGGUUGGCCCAGAGCUGCCGGGCUCCCCCGAGGCUGAACUCCAUCCAAGGUGCCCGCAGGCUCCCUGCCCGCCUUCCCCAUGCCAGCCCGCAGCUAGGGGCGAGGACAGCGCGGCCGGGCUGGGGUGGGUGGGGAGCUGCCGGAGGGGACAGGCGGACGCUUGGCUAUGGAAGGCUCCAAUGGCUUUGGGAUCGACUCCAUCCUCUCCCACCGGGCGGGCAGCCCCGCCCUCCCCAAGGGGGACCCCCUGCUCGGGGACUGCCGCUCACCCCUGGAGCUGAGCCCUCGCUCGGAGAGCAGCAGCAGCAGCGGCUGCUCCUCACCGGCCUCGCCGGCAAGGGACUGCCUGGAGGCGGGCGCCCCGAGGCCUGGCGCUGGCGGGGCGCCGGGCCCGGGCCUGGACUCGCACCUGCAGCCGGGGCAGCUCUCGGCCCCAGCCCAGUCGCGCACGGUGACCUCCUCCUUCCUGAUCAGGGACAUCCUCGCCGACUGCAAGCCCCUGGCGGCCUGCGCGCCCUAUUCUAGCAGCGGGCCGCCGGCCGCCCCUGAGCCCGGGGGCCGCCUCGCACCCAAGGCGGGGGAGGACUUCAGGGACAAGCUGGACAAAGGGGGCAGCAACGCCUCGUCCGACUCCGAGUACAAAGUGAAGGAGGAGGGCGACCGGGAGAUCUCCAGCUCGCGGGACAGCCCCCCGGUGCGCCUGAAGAAGCCGCGCAAGGCGCGCACCGCCUUCACCGACCAUCAGCUGGCGCAGCUGGAGCGCAGCUUCGAGCGGCAGAAGUACCUCAGCGUGCAGGACCGCAUGGAGCUGGCCGCCUCGCUCAACCUCACCGACACGCAGGUCAAGACCUGGUACCAGAACCGCAGGACCAAGUGGAAGCGGCAGACGGCCGUGGGGCUGGAGCUGCUGGCGGAGGCGGGCAACUACUCGGCGCUGCAGCGGAUGUUCCCGUCGCCGUACUUCUACCCGCAGAGCCUGGUCUCCAACCUGGACCCGGGCGCCGCGCUGUACCUGUACCGCGGCCCCAGCGCACCGCCGCCCGCCCUGCAGCGGCCCCUGGUGCCCCGCCUGCUGCUGCACGGCCUGCAGGGCGCCGAGCCCCCGCCGCUGCCCCCGCUGGCCGGCGUGCUGCCCCGCGCCGCGCAGCCCCGGUGAGCGCCCGGUCCCCCUGCCUCCGGCCGCGCGUCCCCGGGGGCCAGAUGCCAAGUCUCCUGCAGCCGGACCCGGACCUAGGACCCCGGGCCCAGCCCCCCAGCCUCCCUGGGCCCUCCCUCUCGGCCAGCCCACGGGAGCACUGCCACCCACGGAUGUACAUACACGGCACCCCUGCAGCGCCAGGGCCACCCUGUUGUCCCUCCCAGAAGCCGCCGGGCGCCCCCAGAGGCGCUCUGCACCCCGCACUCCCGCCAGCACCCAGCCCACCCGCACGCGGCCGUGGAGGGGCGGCCGCCUGUACAUACGGUGUGCAAAGUGUAUAUGAGGUUAUUUAUUCGUGACCUGAGCCGUGACCGUGUCCGUGAGUCUGUGCCCUGUGCCCCGAGCUGCCCCCUGCAGGCGGGGCAGGAAGGGGCCGGGGCCUGCCCAGCCCUGACCCAGCC